This is a messenger RNA of Mucor velutinosus, 1419 nucleotides long. It is a transcript of the gene ARP2, whose product is annotated as Arp2/3 complex subunit, actin nucleation center. Bases 1 to 1419 code for a protein of 472 amino acids. The transcript is spliced from 6 exons. The record is from RefSeq and is a predicted model, not a curated record. Lineage: Eukaryota; Fungi; Mucoromycota; Mucoromycetes; Mucorales; Mucoraceae.
AUGUUGCUGUAUUUGACAUCAUCAUUCAGAUCUCUACCGAGACAAACAAAGGCAGUGCAUGUAUUGCUUAGACCAAUCUUUCGACAAGAGAGCUCCAAAAGCGGCAAACGUGGCGGUCCAGCAAGCGAGAAGCUGAAAGCAAUUCCUUUCGCGCAACACAUCAAAGCAGCCGAAAAGACAUUUGAGGACUACCAUGGCAAAGGAUUUUUUUCCGCCCGUGUCUCAAAGACAUCACCACCAGAGCAAGCGUUUCUGCCCUUCUGGGUCGUAUCGGCCACUGUCCAUGCCACGAUCGAGCAAGCACAAGUGGGCAGAAGAGUUAUGAGAACACGGUACAAUCCUGCUACAAAACGAAAUGAAUCCAUGUGGGAAACAGAUUGGGCCUGGGUACCUGAGAAGCAUAGUUUUACAAGGGAUUACGUACCAUUAGCACAUCCAGGAUUACAAAUCUACGCCUCGCAUAGAUACAGACGUGGCCUGGUGGAUCACAUCACAACAGGUCCAGCAUUAGAGAAUGCUGUGCCAUUCACACCUGCGCUAUUGGAUACAGAUGAUAGGGAUGUCACCCGCAAAGUAGAUCCAUUCAUGAUUUAUCCAAGCACAGCAUUACGGUUUGCAAAGAGCUACAUUCAAGACACAGAGGAGGCACUGGCCGACGAUUUCUUGAGAAAAUUGUAUGGCAUGGAUGAAACGAGACUACUCAAGAUCAAUAUCCAGAUGGAGAAUGUGCGUGUGUCACCAGUCUAUUAUCCAGCAUUCAUCUAUUCGGUCAACUAUCUUGGCAGACGGCUGAGGACAUUCAUCAACGGCUACGAUUUAACAGUUGGAGGCACUAAAAUAUACAAUUGGGAGCGAGUGGCCGUUGUGUCUGCACUUGGCAUGGCGACUGCAAUGGCAUUGACAGGCGGUGUUGGCGUAGGCGGUGCCAGUGGAUCAUUUUGGCUGGGCAUAGUCUUUCCUACAGUCGCAACGUCCUUUUUAGCCAUGUAUUAUCCUAUUUUGUCAUUGUACGUUCGAGAUAUCAUGAGAAAUCAAGAGAUCAAAGCAAUGGCACAAGAUUCGGAUACUUGGGACAGUGACUGGGUGAAGGGGUAUGCCGCUUUUGAGGAUCAAGAAAGACGUCGUACAUGGCGAGAGGAGAAGCAAUCUUCAUGGUACAAUACAUCAUCCAACGAGCAACGCGGUGGAGGCAGCGAUCCCAAAGGAUACUACAAAGCAUUGGGUGUCUCCACGUCAGCAACGCAAUCGGAUAUCCAAAGCGCAUUCAGAGGUCUUGCUAUGAAAUGGCAUCCGGAUCGAUUCACAGAUGCUGAGGAAAAGAAUAAGGCCAAGGUGAAAUUCCAAGCUAUUUCGUCCGCCUACAGUGUAUUACGAGAUGCUAAAAAACGCAAGCACUACGAUCAGACUGGCAGGGAUUAA